Messenger RNA from Anopheles aquasalis, 2179 nucleotides. Its product is annotated as G-protein coupled receptor 143-like. The record is from RefSeq and is a predicted model, not a curated record. Lineage: Eukaryota; Metazoa; Arthropoda; Insecta; Diptera; Culicidae. Gene Ontology annotation, molecular function: dopamine binding; L-DOPA receptor activity; L-tyrosine binding. Gene Ontology annotation, biological process: G protein-coupled receptor signaling pathway; melanosome organization; regulation of calcium-mediated signaling. Gene Ontology annotation, cellular component: melanosome membrane; plasma membrane.
CAGACUCGUCUCAGCGACCGGUGUGGCCGGUUCUAGGUUGUUGUGUCAAGUUCUUCACGCCAGUACCGUAGCUCCAGUCCAGUCUAGUGAGUUUCUGUGACCGUGUGCCCAUGGCCUUUUACUGCUGAUACUCGGGCAUGACGAGUCCAAUGUGCUGAUAAAGUACGCCAGUGUUUGUCAGGAAAAACGAGUCAUUUUGAUCACGCGCGCGCUCUCUCCCUCUCUCUCUCGUACACCAAAUUAAUGAGUUAAUUCGGAUCCAGUAGCAGUCGAUCCGAAUCGUGGUGGACUCGGACGCGGAAGAGGACGAGGACGUUGAGCCGCGCCUCGACGGGAGGGGGGACAGAAAUAGAAAGGCAAAAACUCUUCAUCCACUGAUAAGGCACUUUGAGCGCGGCAGCCUGGAUCGAUGGUGUGCAGCGAGUGGAUCGCAUCAUCAGAUUCUCAGAUCGAAAUGUCCGCCAGCCGAGUCGCCAUUGCGAGCGUGGUCGAUUGUCGUCGUCAGCUGCGGCUUCCACUAGUCCGGUGCCGGUAGUGAAGUGUGCCGGUUCGAGAUUCGAGUGCCUGGACAGGGCACGGGGCCGGUCAGUAGAGUGCUCACCGCUAGCUUGCAUCACCGUUCCGGACCCAGCGUGAAUAUGGCGGAUCCAACGAUACAGACGUUCUGUUGCCACAACCGGAUACGAUCACCACCGGCCAUCAAGCUGAUGGCAGAGUUCGACACCGAUGGGUACAUCGUGGUGUGCCUGGUAUCGUCGGUGUUCGGCAUCGCCGGAGCCAUCUAUCAGAUUUGGAUCCGCCAUGAAGAUGGUCCCUCUCAUCACGCGGUACGCCGAAGACGUGGCGGAGAACUGACACUGUCCAGCCAGAACCUUGGCCGGCAGAUCAUCGUAUGGCUAGCGGUAGCGGAUCUGUGUGCCUCGUUCGGUGUGUUUCUGCGGGCGGCACUCUGGAAGUACAUCAACGAUGUACUACCACCGGAUAGCGAUGUGGACGAUACCACGAACGUCAUUUUCUGUGCCGUCUCGUCCGCCUGGAUACAGUACUUUUACAUGUGCACCUGGCUGUGGACCCUGUGCUACGCCAUCAACGUGCGUCGGCAGCUGAGUGGGGCAAGGUAUGCCCUGCGUACCUACCACUACUACGUGUGGAGCAUAGCGGCCGUACUGACGGGUAUCGGGCUCACCGUACUCUACGUACCGGAUGCAGACUGCCACAAUGUGCACGAUAUGGCUACGGCCUAUAUGCGAAUCCUGCCCAACUACGUGAUGACUUAUGGGCCAAUGAUUGCCGUUAUGAUCGUUAAUCCGGUGCUGUACUGUCAGGCAUCGCGCGAAGUGGACCGCCAGCUGGUGGCACGCUUCAGCCAGAUGUCGAACACGGAGCGUGAUCUGAUGGCCAAGUUUAAGCUCAAGUUCUCGCUCAUCAACCUCGUGUUCUAUGUCUGCUGGUUACCGAAUCUGGUGAACGGAAUCGUUCUGUGGACGAUGUGGUAUAGCUUACCGUACACGAUGGUCAUCACCGUUUGGUACAUCAUGGCCAUCAUGAAUCCACUGCAGGCGUUCCUUAAUACGCUCGUGUACCAGAAGUGGAACUGUCGCUGGAGACUUUGGCGCCACGCGAGUACGGAUACGAGUCGUGAUACGAGGCGUCGGAAUCGUAGCUCGUUGGUAUUCAGCGAGGGUACACCAUUGCUUCAAGCGAAGGCAGGAUCUCCGUUUGCGUCUUCACUCCAGCUACAUCAACCGUCAGUCGACCUGAUACCGACACCGACGCGUAGUAUCAACUCGUGCUCGCUAGUCUGACGUUGGAACUUUUGCAUCCUUCCUUCGCAGCUUCGUCUUUAAUCGGGGAAGCAGGUAGAGCCUCUCUCUUGUCGAAUAGUCGUGGAAUUUGUAUUGAUAAGUAACUCUAUGGCACAGUUUAGCAUGUAAGACGCCUAGAUAGGACAUCUAUCGUGUAUGGAAGCAUUAGGUACGUGGAUGUAGCUUUACUUAAGUACAAGAGAAGCGGCAGCAGAUUAACAGGAGUCAUUCUUCAACUCACUUCCAACCACGCCAACUCGAGAGGGCACCUUUCUCUGUGAGUGAUAUGGAAGACGCGAGUGCUUUACAUUAAGUAACGAGACUUAAUUUUGUAAAUGAUUUUAUUAAAAUAGAAUUAUAAUUCUAUUAUGGUA